Molecule: messenger RNA, 1271 nt
Organism: Dermatophagoides pteronyssinus (European house dust mite)
Lineage: Eukaryota; Metazoa; Arthropoda; Arachnida; Sarcoptiformes; Pyroglyphidae
Biological process (GO): purine ribonucleoside salvage; purine nucleobase metabolic process
Cellular component (GO): nucleus; cytosol
Molecular function (GO): adenosine kinase activity
Source: RefSeq, a predicted model, not a curated record
AAACAAAAAACAACAACAACACCUUGAAAAAAAUGGCAAAAUUUAAUAUCAAAGAGAUGCACAUUUUUGGCAUGGGUAAUCCAUUGCUUGAUAUUACGGCAACUGUAGAUGAUGCUUUUCUGGAAAAAUAUGGAUUGCCAAAAAAUUCGGCAAUAUUAGCCGAAGCUAAACAUGAACCAAUGUAUGAAGAGGUAAUCAAUAAAUAUGAAAUUGAAUAUUCAGCUGGUGGUGCUACACAGAAUACUAUGCGUUAUUGUCAAUGGGUUGUUGGUAAAAAUUUACAAUUAACAACAUUUAUUGGUGCUGUUGGUAAUGAUUAUUUUGGCAAAAUAAUGGAACAAAAAGCCAAAGAUGAUGGUGUUAAUGUUCAUUAUCAAAAAGUUGAUGAUGCUCUUACCGGAACCUGUGCUGUAUUGCUCAAUAAUAAUGGCAAAUAUCGUUCACUUUGUGCUUAUCUUGGUGCUUGUAAAAAAUUUGAUAAACAUUUUCUUCUAUCGAAUUCGGUGUUUAUAGAAAAGGCUAAAUUGUAUUACAUUAGUGGUCAUAUGUUGCCAGUAUCGCAUGAAAGCGUUUUACAUAUUGCACAACAUUCAAUGGAUUGGGGUAAAGAUUUUUUCUUCAAUCUUGCUGCUCCUUAUGUAACACAAAAAUGUCAAAAAGAAUUGGAAAAAUUAAUGCCAUAUGUGGAUUUUUUCUUUGCCAAUCUUGAUGAAGCACGUGCAUUUGCCACAAUGAAAGGAUAUAAGACAAAAGAUUCGAAAGAAAUUGCCAAAUUGAUCGCUAAAGAACCGAAACAAAAAUACAAUAAUCCACGUAUACCAAGUCAAUAUAAGGCUGGCCGUGUUGUUGUUAUCACACAAUCGGAAAAUCCUGUUAUUUUGUUCAAAUCAGAUUGGUCCGAUUGUAAAGAAUUUCCCGUACCACAAUUAUCGGAAAAAGAAUUAAAAGAUACGAAUGGUGCUGGUGAUGCAUUUACUGGAGGUUUUCUAGCCAUGUAUAUCUGGGGUAAACCAUUAGAACAAUGUAUUGAUUGUGCUAUUUAUUGUGCAACUGAAUGUGUCAAACAACAAGGUUGUACAUUGCCUAAAACAAUGUCUUAUAAAUUCUAAGUAAAACAACAAUAAAAUCCGAUAUGAAUUAAUUGGGCAAUGAUAAAUCCAUGCUAAUUAUCGAAACCAAAAAAAGAAAGCAAACAAAAAUGAUAUUCAUUAUCAUCCAUUUUAUUCGAAACACAAAAGAAAACAAAACGUAUUUUCAAAGAUACUAACAUU